AUGACAUGCUACAGUACUGCAAGAGCUCAUACUGAGCCUACCGUAGUACAAGUGAACAUACUAAACCAAACACCCCCAUCUUCACCAGAGCCAGAGCCUUCCCCUGAGCCCCCCCAACAACCCGUCCAAGGUACUGCGGAGACUGUAAACGAGGCCACUGCACCCGGACCUCAAUCAACUGGGCCUAGGG
Sphaeroforma arctica JP610 is the source of this 190-nucleotide messenger RNA. RefSeq lists its product as hypothetical. The record is from RefSeq and is a predicted model, not a curated record. The annotation marks the transcript as partial. The transcript has a single exon. Lineage: Eukaryota; Ichthyosporea; Ichthyophonida.